This is a messenger RNA of Meloidogyne enterolobii, 358 nucleotides long. The record is from the annotation of a GenBank genome assembly. Lineage: Eukaryota; Metazoa; Nematoda; Chromadorea; Rhabditida; Meloidogynidae.
AUGGAGCUUCUCCAUCUAUUGACUCAGCUUCUUCGUCAAUAUUUUCAUUUUCAUGUGCCGAAGGCUCUUUAUAAUUUUCCUGCGUAUCUGGAGAAGGUUCUUCAGCGACAUUAUCUAUUGACUCAUCUUCUUCCUCAACAUUUUCCUCUUCUGCAGGUGCAGAAGGUUUUUCAUCCUGUUCUUGCGUAUCUUCUGAUGGCUCUUUAGCGACUUUUUCUAUUGUCUGAGCUUCUUCCUCAACCCUUUCUUCUGCAGGUGCCGAAGGCUCUUUAUCCUUUUCUUCUUCAGAUGUUCCUUGAGGUUCUUCAACGUCUUCUUGUUCAUGUUCUUCGUCGGCAUUUUCCUCUUCUGCAAGUGC